AAGGGCGAGCGAGGCGCCCGGAGCGGCGGCGUGUUCCCGCGGGGCAGCGGGGCGGGCCGGGGGCGGCUCGGCGGGGCGGGCGGUGCCGGUAGGCGGCACCAGCGGCACCUGCGUGCGGCAUCCCCGCCCGGCCGGGAGGAGGCGGGGGCAGCGGGGCCGCCGCGCGCUGCCGCAUGUGCCUGGAGCGGCGCCGGAGCGGGCAGCGCGAGCCAUGGCGGAGCAUGGCGCCCCGGCGCCCGCCAUCCCCAACGGCGGGUGCGCGGCCCGCCUCCCCGGCAACAAGGUGACCGUCGUGCUGGGCGCCCAGUGGGGCGACGAGGGCAAGGGCAAAGUGGUGGAUCUGCUCGCGCAGGACGCCGACAUCGUCUGCAGGUGCCAGGGUGGCAAUAAUGCAGGACACACAGUUGUUGUGGACUCUGUGGAAUAUGACUUCCAUCUUCUGCCAAGCGGGAUUAUCAACCCAAAAGUCACUGCAUUCAUUGGAAAUGGUGUUGUAAUUCAUUUGCCAGGACUCUUUGAAGAAACUGAAAAAAACUUAAAGAAAGGAAAAGGGCUAGAAGGCUGGGAAAAAAGACUAGUAAUUUCUGACAGGGCUCAUAUCGUAUUUGAUUUCCACCAAGCUGCUGAUGGCAUCCAAGAACAACAAAGGCAAGAACAAGCAGGAAAGAAUUUGGGAACUACGAAAAAAGGAAUUGGUCCAGUGUAUUCUUCGAAAGCAGCUCGAAGUGGACUCAGAAUGUGUGAUCUUGUAUCUGAUUUUGAUGAAUUUUCUGAGAGAUUCAAGGUGUUAGCCAAUCAGUACAAAGCGAUAUAUCCCACCCUAGAGAUAGAUAUUGAUGGUGAAUUGAAAAAACUCAAGGCCUACAUGGAAAAAGUAAAACCAAUGGUAAAGGAUGGAGUUUAUUUUAUGUAUGAGGCUUUACAUGGACCACCAAAGAAGAUCUUAGUUGAAGGUGCAAAUGCAGCACUACUGGACAUAGAUUUUGGCACAUAUCCGUUUGUGACUUCAUCAAACUGCACAGUUGGUGGAGUUUGCACAGGUCUGGGCAUGCCACCACAGAACGUUGGGGAAGUGUAUGGAGUUGUGAAAGCAUAUACAACUAGAGUUGGAAUCGGUGCCUUUCCUACAGAACAAGAUAACGAAAUUGGAGAAUUGCUGCAAAUGCGGGGUAAAGAGUUUGGUGUUACCACUGGUAGAAAGAGAAGAUGUGGCUGGCUGGACCUCGUGCAACUCCGAUAUGCCUACAUGAUUAAUGGCUUUACUGCAUUGGCUCUUACCAAAUUGGAUAUCUUGGAUGUAUUUCCAGAAAUCAAAGUUGGUGUUGCAUACAAACUAGAUGGUGAAGUCAUACCUCAUUUUCCAGCCAACCACGAAGUCUUAAGUAAAGUAGAGGUAAAGUAUGAGACACUCCCAGGAUGGGAUACAGACAUAUCAAAUGCAAGGACAUUCGAUGAGUUGCCUGUAAAUGCACAGAACUAUGUUCGUUUUAUAGAGAUGGAAUUAGGUGUUCCUGUUAAAUGGAUUGGAGUAGGGAAGCCCAGGGAAUCAAUGAUCCAGCUGUUUUAAAGAUUUCAGAUGCAUGGAAGAAAGCACACUCCUCAAAAGACUGCUCAUUCUUAAAUGCAUUAGUAGCCCGCAAAGCAAAGACAUUGGAAAGAUAGAUUUUUUUUUUUUUUUUUUUUUUUGCAUGGAAAGAAAUGCUAGAGUUGAUAUUCUUAAAUCAAUUGCUACUCCUGAAAGAGAUUUUAACUUGAACUUGUAUCUGUUCUUAUUCAACUGCAAAUUCCAGAACAUCUGUUGUUUCAAGGUGCCAUCAAUUUUUUUGUUUUUUCUUUUCCUGAUGUUAGUUCAUAAUGUAAUUCCUGUUUGGAAAUCUAAGGUGUCAUUACUUCAUGACUGUUUGUUGUCCUCUCUCUGCUGUUGGCGGUGUUACUUCCCUGAAAUUUUAGACAGUAAAAACAAUGCAGUUUUGCACAGAUAGUUUUACAUCCUCAUUAUUUGUAUUCCUUAUGGCUGCUCUUGUGAGUGAUUAAAGAGAGGGAUUCUGAUUUUGUAAUGCUAUAAAUGCUGUCUAAAUUAUUGUGUGAUCUGUGUUUUUUUUAAACAAAAGGUGUGAUGCCAAGUUUUUUUUAGCUGUAUAGCACAGAAAACUGAACUCUUUGUAACUCACGGAGGACACUCAAGUGUUUACCAGAAAGUGUGCUCGGGAAGUUAGGAAAUUGAUAUUGUACAAAGUUCAUUUGCAAUUAUUAAAGAACAGUUCUGAUUUUUGAGUUAAAUGUUUUAUAAUGUUACUUUUUUUUAUUAUUAUUAUUACUUAUAAAUCCCUGCACUUAUCUACUUCCAAAGCAUGUAUUUCAGCAAACUGUUUCUCUAAUUAAAAAGGAUUAUUUUUGGUGAGAGUUCUUAAUGUUCUGAUGCCCUUUUAAACUUUUUUUUUACACAACCAAUGGAAGAUCUUUGGAGAGCUAACAAAGCGCAAACAGUUUUGUAAUUCGAAAUUGAGCUGCUUUAGAAAUAACUUUAAAAAUAUUCUGUGCAUUUGUCCUCGACGGGGAAAAUAAUAAGCAUUCGCAUUAUGACAUAAACAUAUUUUAUCUUA
This is a messenger RNA of Coturnix japonica (Japanese quail), 2603 nucleotides long. It is a transcript of the gene ADSS2, whose product is annotated as adenylosuccinate synthase 2. Gene Ontology annotation, cellular component: cytoplasm. Lineage: Eukaryota; Metazoa; Chordata; Aves; Galliformes; Phasianidae. Gene Ontology annotation, molecular function: adenylosuccinate synthase activity; GTP binding. The record is from RefSeq and is a predicted model, not a curated record. Gene Ontology annotation, biological process: 'de novo' AMP biosynthetic process; IMP metabolic process.